AUGCAUGAAGCGGAAACAUAUUUGAAUAGAAAAUAUUCAACAUUUGUUGUUAAAUAUUCAUGGUGUUUUUUAUUACUUGGAUUGAUUAUUUGUUUUGCACUUGGCUUAUCAGCGGUUCUUUUACGUGAUUUACCUGAUUUUAAUGAUCCAACGAAAGGUUUUGUUCCACGAGGUAAAAACACAUUAACAUCUAAAUUAUUCGUUUUGGAACGAGUGAAAAAUGAACUUGAUAAACAAAUGUUAGCUGCAAAAGUGGUUGAUAAUAAGAAAGUGUCAUCAUCAUUGAAUAUCAAUAAAGAAGAAGAAGAAGAUGAAGAUGCCGAUUAUGAUGAUAACUUAAAUGAAUCAUAUCUUCUAGAAGAUCUUAGAAAUAGUUUGGAUUCUUGUGCCUUUUUAUCGAGCGAUCAAAAUAAAUGUUUAACCAAUAAACAAGUAUAUGAAUUAUUACAUAACCAAAGCGAUUUAAUUAGAUUUUCUAAAACAAUCGAACAACAAAUGAAUAAGCCACAUGAACAAAUAUGUACAUCAAUUGAUUUAAAUCGUCAUUAUGAAGUUUAUUUCGAAUCAAGUAAUAAGUCUAUACCAAAUUUAUUAACAAUCAACAAUCUUUUAUCACUGUGUAAAAAACAAAAUAAUCUUCUUAAAUUAUUUCAAUUAGAUUCAACAUGCCAUUAUACAUUACCACAAAUGAUUUCUUAUUUUUCAAAUAAAUCAAAUUGUUCUGAACUAAAUGAAAAUGAUAUAACAUAUUUUAUAUAUCGUAUGCAACGUUGUCAUCAAUUAUAUAAUACUGGUCUGAUACGUUUAGCUGGUUUAAAACGUUAUCGUUUUAAACCAAUUGAAUUAUUUGAAUAUGAUUCUUGUUUUCGAUAUAAUUUUACAUUUUUAACAUUAGAAUAUUUAUUAGAUAAAACAUUUUUAACAACGAAUGAAACACGUUAUACAGCUAUGUGGUUUUUAAAACCUAAAAAACCUAAAAAAUCCUUAAAUGGUAGUGAAAUUCAUACAGCUAAUUCUGCAUAUGAUCUUUUUAUUAAACAUUUUUAUCGUAAUCCAAAAUUUGAUGAUGGUUGGACAAGAAUAUCGGCAUUAAAUUUGUUAGAUAUAAGAAUUUCAACAGCAAUGAAACAAAUUCGUGCUGAUAUGUUUUUUGUUAUUUUAGCAAUAUCAUUAAUUGUUGGUGUAACAAUUAUUUAUCUUCGUUCAAUAACUGUUGCGUUAAUGACCAAUGUUUGCGUUGUUUUUUCAUUUGCUUGUGCUUAUUUUUCAUAUAAAAUAGCAUUAGGUAUUGAUUUAUUUCCAUAUAUUAAUUUAAUGGCAACAUUUAUAUUAAUUGGUAUAUCAUGUGAUAAUGUAUUUGUUAUAUUUGAUGCAUGGUAUUCAGAAAAAUUAGAUAUUUAUAAUCAAGCACGUUUACAAAAUCGUUCUAUUGAAUUUUAUGGUAAAUUAACUAAACAACAAGAACAACAAUAUCAUCGUGAUCGUGAUAAUACAUCAAAUGGUAUUAGAAAAAAAUUAACAAAUAAAAAUAAUCAUGAACAAGAUGGUAAUCAAUUAGAAGACAAUGAAAAUAAUGAACAAGAAGAAGACGAAGAAUAUUUUGAUCGUAUUAAAAAUCCUGAUUUAAUAAGAAUGAUGAAAGUUAAUGAUGAACAAAUGAUACAAAUGAUGGGUGGACUUUUAAGACAUGCAGCUGCUAGUGUUUUUGUUACAAGUUUUACAACAACAGCUGCAUUUUUUACGAAUAUGAUUACACGUAUUGCUUAUGUACAAUUGUUUGGGUUAUUUAUGGGAUUUUGUAUAUUAUUUAAUUUUCUAAUGAAUAUAACAAUGAUUGUAUCAUUUGUAAUUGUUUAUGAAAAAUUUUGUGAACCAUUAUCAGCACGUUUGGGUUUAUUUAAUCAUUUUCCAUCAUUAUUUGAUAAAGUUUUAUCAACAUUAACACGUCUUAGUCAUGUUAUAUUUGCUGUGUAUAUACCACGUUUAAUAAUAAAACUUCGUUAUCUAAUGAUAAUCAUAUUUUUUAUAUUUGGUAUAAUUGGUUUAAUCAUUGUUUUUUAUCAUCCAAAAUUAUCACCACCAAAAUCUCGUCGUUAUCAAUUUUUUCAAUUAACACAUCCAUUUGAACGUUUUGAAUAUCAAAUGCGUGAUCAAUUUUUAUCAUAUAUUAAUGAAGAUAAAGAAAAUGUUACUAAUCCAUUAUUAAUAUUUAUAUUUGGUAUUGAAGAUACUGAUUUAAUACAUCCAUUUUAUCCUGAAGAUGGAAAAAUAAAUCAAAAUAAACAAAAUUUAAUUUAUAAUAAAAAUAUUGAUUUUUAUGAUCCAAAUAUUUUACGAUGGUUUGAUAUAUUUUUAAAAGAUCUUAAUCGAAGUGAUUUAUUUAUUAAUGUUCAACAAACAUAUUCACAAUGGUUAACUAUUGGUCAAUUAUUACGUGGAUUUGUAACUUCAACUAAAGAAAAAUCGUUACCAUUAAAUGAUCAAGAAUUUUUUGUUCCAUCAACACGUAAUCAAACAAUUCUUGCAAUGGAACGUCUAUUUAAUUUAUUUAAAGGAUCAAAUAAAUUUCAAUCAGCAAAUGAUAUGACACGUGGAAAUGAAAAUUAUCGUAUUGGAUUUUUACCUGAUAGUAAAACACAAGAAAUACGUGCAUUUUUAUUUACUGUUAAUAUGAAUGUUACAUUUAAUUCAUAUGCUGUGCAAGAUGUUUAUUAUAAUAAAUUACAGACUUAUUUUCAAAAACGUUUAGAACAAUUAAGAUUAUCGGAAGGUCCUAAUGGGCAUGUUUAUAAACAAGUUAAACACGGUUGGUUUGUUUCUCCUCAAUUUUUAUUCUAUGACUUAAUGCGUGAAGUUAUACGUGGUACAUAUACAUCAUUAAUUUUUUCAAUGCUAUUUGCAUUUGUUGUUCUCUUGUUAACAUCUGGAAAUGUUAUAAUAACAAUUUAUGCUAUGUUGACUAUAGUAUUUAUUAUAGCUGAUACAGUGGCUAUAUUUGUUUUAUGUGGUUGGGAAUUAAAUAUACUUGAAACAAUUAUUAUUAUUAUGAGUGUUGGUUUAAGUGUGGAUUUUACUGUACACUAUGGUGUUGCUUAUAUUAAAGCAGAUUGGAAAAAAAAUGAAACUUAUAUUAAACGAUCAUCAAAAUCAUUACAUUUACUUAAUAAUAAUCAUAAAGAAAAGUUUGAAAUAGACAAAACUAUUAUAGACAAUGAACAUUCAAAUAAAAAAGAAACAUUAUUUCAACGUAUUAAAAAACAACAUCAAUAUGGAAAUAUACAACGUUUUCGUCGAAUUAAAAAUAGUCUUAUUCGUGUUGGUUCAGCUGUAUUUAUAGCUGGUUUUACAUCAUUUCUUGCUGGUUUAUCAAUGGCACCAAGUAAAUUAACAUCAUUUUCACAAAUGGGAUUUUUUCUUAUGUUAAUUAUGUUUAUAAGUUGGUUAUUUGCAACAUGGUUUUUCUUACCAUUACUUUCAUUUAUUGGACCUAUUGAUAAAUUUGGUGAUAUACCACUUGGUAAAUUAUGUCGAUGUAGUAAAUUAUCAUCAUCAACUGUAAUACAAUCAGUUUCAAUAAAUGAUAAUGAAGAAAAUAUACAUGAAGAACAAAGUUUAAAAAAUGAAAUCAAUUGA
Rotaria sp. Silwood1 is the source of this 3633-nucleotide messenger RNA. The record is from the annotation of a GenBank genome assembly. Lineage: Eukaryota; Metazoa; Rotifera; Eurotatoria; Philodinida; Philodinidae.